Messenger RNA from Vicugna pacos (alpaca), 7455 nucleotides. NCBI's taxonomy places the organism in Eukaryota, Metazoa, Chordata, Mammalia, Artiodactyla, Camelidae. The record is from RefSeq and is a predicted model, not a curated record.
ACUAAUUCUGUUUACUUUUUAUAGGUCAGUAUGGAAAUCCUUUAAAUAAAUUCAUUAGACAUUAUGAAGGAUUAUCUUAUGAUGUGGAUUCAUUACACCAAAAACACCAGCGUGCCAAAAGAGCAGUCUCACAUGAGGACCAGUUUUUACGUCUAGAUUUCCACGCUCAUGGAAGACAUUUCAACCUACGAAUGAAGAGGGACACUUCCCUUUUCAGUGAUGAAUUUAAGGUGGAAACAUCAAAUAAUGUACUUGAUUAUGAUACCUCUCAUAUUUACACUGGACAUAUUUAUGGUGAAGAAGGAAGUUUUAGCCAUGGGUCUGUUAUUGAUGGAAGAUUUGAAGGAUUCAUCCAGACUCGUGGUGGCACAUUUUAUGUUGAGCCAGCAGAGAGAUAUAUUAAAGACCGAACUCUGCCAUUUCACUCUGUCAUUUAUCAUGAAGAUGAUAUUAACUAUCCCCAUAAAUAUGGUCCCCAGGGGGGCUGUGCAGAUCAUUCAGUAUUUGAAAGGAUGAAGAAGUACCAGAUGACUGGUGUAGAAGUAACACAGACACCUCAUGAAGAACAUACUGUUAAUGGUCCAGAACUCCGGAGGAAAAAACGUACAACUUCAGCUGAAAAAAAUACUUGUCAGCUUUAUAUUCAGACUGAUCAUCUAUUCUUUAAAUAUUAUGGAACACGAGAAGCUGUGAUUGCCCAGAUAUCCAGUCAUGUUAAAGCAAUUGAUACAAUUUACCAGACCACAGACUUCUCCGGAAUCCGUAACAUCAGUUUCAUGGUGAAACGUAUAAGAAUCAACACAACUGCUGAUGAAAAGGACCCUUCAAAUCCCUUCCGUUUUCCAAAUAUUGGUGUGGAGAAGUUUCUGGAACUGAAUUCUGAGCAGAAUCAUGAUGACUACUGUUUGGCCUAUGUCUUCACAGACCGAGAUUUUGAUGAUGGUGUCCUUGGUCUGGCUUGGGUUGGAGCACCUUCAGGAAGCUCUGGAGGAAUAUGUGAAAAGAGUAAGCUCUAUUCAGAUGGUAAGAAGAAGUCCUUAAACACUGGAAUUAUUACUGUUCAGAACUAUGGGUCUCAUGUACCCCCCAAAGUAUCUCACAUUACAUUUGCUCAUGAAGUUGGACAUAACUUUGGAUCUCCGCAUGAUUCUGGAACAGAGUGCACUCCAGGAGAAUCUAAGAAUUUAGGACAAAAAGAAAAUGGCAAUUACAUCAUGUAUGCAAGAGCGACAUCCGGGGACAAACUUAACAACAAUAAAUUCUCACUCUGUAGUAUUAGAAAUAUAAGCCAGGUUCUUGAGAAGAAGAGAAACAACUGUUUUGUUGAAUCUGGCCAACCUAUUUGUGGAAAUGGAAUGGUAGAGCAAGGUGAAGAAUGUGAUUGUGGCUACAGUGACCAGUGUAAAGAUGAGUGCUGCUAUGAUGCAAACCAACCUGAGGGGAAGAAAUGCAAGCUGAGACCUGGAAAGCAGUGCAGUCCAAGUCAAGGUCCCUGUUGUACAGCACAGUGUGCAUUCAAGUCAAAAACUGAGAAGUGUCGGGAUGAUUCAGACUGCGCAAAAGAAGGAAUGUGUAAUGGCAAUACAGCUCUCUGCCCAGCGUCUGAUCCUAAACCAAACUUUACGGACUGUAAUAGACAUACACAAGUGUGCAUUAAUGGGCAAUGUGCAGGUUCUAUCUGUGAGAAAUACGGCUUGGAGGAGUGCACCUGUGCCAGUUCUGAUGGCAAAGAUGAUAAGGAGCUAUGCCAUGUCUGCUGCAUGAAGAAGAUGGAGCCAUCAACUUGUGCCAGUACAGGGUCUGUGCAGUGGAACAUGUACUUCCUUGGUCGAACCAUCACCCUGCAACCUGGAUCCCCAUGCAACGAUUUUAGAGGCUACUGUGAUGUUUUCAUGCGGUGCAGAUUAGUAGAUGCCGAUGGUCCUCUAGCUAGGCUUAAAAAAGCAAUUUUCAGUCCAGAGCUCUAUGAAAACAUUGCUGAAUGGAUUGUGGCUUAUUGGUGGGCAGUAUUACUGAUGGGAAUCGCCCUGAUCAUGUUAAUGGCUGGUUUUAUUAAGAUAUGCAGUGUUCAUACUCCAAGUAGUAAUCCAAAGUUGCCUCCUCCUAAACCUCUUCCAGGCACUUUAAAGAGGAGGAGACCUCCCCAGCCCAUUCAGCAACCCCAGCGUCAGAGGCCCCGGGAGAGUUAUCAGAUGGGACACAUGAGACGUUAACUCAGCUUUUGCCUUGGUUCUUCCUAGUGCCUACAAUGGGAAAACUUCACUCCAAAGAGAAACCUAUUAAAUCAUCAUCCCCAAACUAAACCCUCGCAAAUAGCAGUCGAAGAAAAAAAUGGCAAGAGAUCAUAUCCUCAGAUCAGGUGGAAUUACUCAAAUUUUAAAGCCUGAAAAUUCCAAUUUGGGGGUGGGGUGUGAAAAAGGAACCCAAUUUUCUUAUGGACAGAUAUUUUUAACCUAAUGGCACAAAGUCUUAGAAUAUUAUUAUGUGCCCCGUGUUCCCUGUUCUUCGUUGCUGCAUUUUCUUCACUUGCAGGCAAACUUGGCUCUCGAUAAACUUUUAUCACAAAUUGAAAUAUAUAUAUAUUUUUUUCAACUGCCAAUCAAGGCUGGGAGGCUCGACCACCUCAACAUUGGAGACAUCACUUGCCAAUGUACAUACCUUGUUAUGUGCAGACAUGUAUUUCUUACGUACACUGUACUUAUGUGUGCAAUUGUAAACAGAAAUUGCAAUAUGGAUGUUUCUUUGUAUUAUAAAAUUUUUCCGCUCUUAAUGAAAAAUUACUGUUUAAUUGACAUACUCAGGAUAACAGAGAAUGGUGGUAUUCAGUGGUCCAGGAUUCUGUCAUGCUUUACACAGGCAGUUUUGAAACGAGAAUCAGUUUACCUUUUCCUUAUGACGGAGUUGGUUUUGAUAUUCAUUUUGUUUUAUCAAUGGCUGCUAAGAGCACAGGAGUGACUACGCUGAAGAACACAGUUAAAUGUUGUGCAAACUGGACAUACGCAGCAUACUACUACUUCAGACUUAGUUCUUUACGUAAGCGUCUGAUUUCUGCUUACUUUUUUUAAACUUUCUAAUUCAAUUCCAUAUUUUGAAUUGCUAGGUGAAAUUUUAUUCAUGGUUUGGUAGAAAUUGUGUCAGCAAAAUGAUUCUUUUUAUUUGUAGGCUCUUUCUGUGUCUUCCAUAUAUCUGAAGUAUGCUAAUUAUGGUUUUGAUUUUGUCUGAUAUGGAAAAGAAAAGCUGUGUCUCUAUUUUAUGAAAAUAUUUGAACAGUUUUUUCAGCAUAUCAUCACUGAUCAUUGGUAACCACUAAAGAGUGAUUUGCUCAACUAGUAGUUAAAAUUGUAGAUAGGCCUUCCAACAUUUUUUUUCCCUAAAAUAUUUUAACAAUGAAGGUGAAACAGCACAAUGUCCCAUUCCAAAUUUAUUUUUUAAAUAGAUGUAAAUAAUUGGCUUUUUAAAGAAAGAAGGCAACAGCAUUUAAUGUAUUAACAGGCUUAGUAUUGCUAUGCAGGAAUGGAAGGGGGCAUUACAAACAAAUUUUAAGCUUGUGACAUAUUUAUUGCUUCUGUUUUCCAACUACAUUACCUAAGUUAGAAGUAAACAGCUAUGAUUUUCCUGGCUUCACAUAGGAGGCAAAUUUAGGGAAAGUUGAAAAGAUUUGUGUUUGGCUUUUUUUUUUUUUCCUUUUUUUCUUAAGAGUAUAAGGUUUACACAAUCAUUCUCAUAAUGUGACGCAAGCCAGCAAGGCCAAAAAUGCUAGAGAAAAUAUUGGGAUCUCCUCCUUGUAAACUUGUACAGUAUGUGGUGACUUUUUUCAAAAUACAGCUUUUUGUACAUGAUUUAGAGACAAAUUUUGUACAUGAAACCCCAGAUAGACUAUAAAUAAUUCUAAACAAACAAGUAGGUAGAUAUGUAUGUAAUUGCUUUUAAAUCAUUUAAAUGCCUUUGUUUUUGGACUGUGCAAAGGUUGGAAGUGGGUUUGCAUUUCUAAAAUGGUGACUUUUAUUCUGCAAGAGUUCUUAGUAACUUCUUGAGUGUGGUAAACUUUGGAACAUGUACAUUUUUUGCUUGUAAUGUUAUCCUGUGGUAGGGUUUUGGCAGGCACACACUGCCCUAUUUUAUUUUGAGUCUAAGUUAAAUGUUUUCUGAAAAGAGAUAAGUGCACUGAACUCUUUCCACUGCAAAUCAAGAUGUGGUAAAACAAAAGGAUCAAGACAAAUGAGAUCUAAUACUACUGUCAGUUUAAUGUCCACUGUGUUUUAUACAGUAUCUUUUUGUUCACUUUGGAAAUUUUUACUAAAAGUUGCAAAAAAUAAAGUAUUGUGCAAAGAUGUAAGGUUUUUUGAAACUUGAAAUGCAUUAAUAAAUAGACUUGAUGAAAUCAACUUGAAGGUUUCAUACUCUUUGAACUCUGAGAACUAUCAAAAGAAGUUUCCCGCAAGGCAGCUUUUCCUGACUAAAUGAAAGAGAUUGUUAAGCAAAAAGGGUAUUCUCUCUGUCCACAUGAGUAUAGACAUCUUUAUUCCUGGUUAGAAGUUCAUGUAAAAAAAUUUGAGUAGCUAUCUCUGUAUCCAUACACUGAACAUUUGGAAAACACUUAAUCUCAGCUGCUUUACAUUAAUUCUAAUCAAUUUUCAAAGUGUUUAAAAGUGUCUUGGUGGAAGAACUGAGUCAUUUUGGAAACUGUGGCCUUAUUUUUUUUUGCAAAGUUUUGAAUGCUGAAUUGAACCUCAUUUAUUUUAAAAGUCUAGUUUGAUGAUACAUAUAUUUUAAAAAUUUGAGUCACAUUUUCCUGCUUUGUCAAAUUUAUAGCAAAUAAGGAGAGACUUGACAUUACAGUCUUAUCUAGAAAAAGAACUGUAAGCCCAGAAUGGUGACCUGCACAGAAUAAUCUGCCCCAAAUUCUUUUUUUGUUUUUAAACUGAGGCCAACUUAAGUAAGUAGUAUUUGUUAAAUAAGUAAAAAUAUAUAAUACUUUUUAGUUACCUUAAUUUAGAAACAUCAAAAUGUAUAUUAUGUUUAAUUGUGUUUGUUUAUGAAAACAUAAAUAUUAGAUGAUUACAAAUGUAUUAAUUUUACUUACAACUGAAUGCUUAAAUUUUGUUUCUAUUGAAUCAGCAAUAGAAUAAAGUUUUGCCGUUUCUGGACUAGUUCCCCACAGUGUCAGGAAAUACAGAGUUUUGGGAAGGGUUUCUUUAAGGGAAAGAUCACUGUACCUCAUCAGGCAUGUUCUCUGAGGUGUCUUCAGCACCUUGUGCUUUGGGUACUUCAUUUUUGUCAUAUUCACAGACUAGUUAGAACUGAAGAUUUCUCCAAACUGUGCAAACUGCUCUCAAGUCCUUACUUCUAUCUCUGUACAUUUAAGUCUUAAUGAUUUUCAUUUCUUGAUUUUCAUUUCUCUGAAGAUGGGAUGAAUGUCCUGGCAGCUGUGCAUUUGUCGGUGCUUGUGUUUGAGAAGGCUUUUAAUUUCUUAGGUAUUUCUCAUUGAAAGUUUAUAGAGGGUCAGCAUAGUGAGUCCAUUACAGAACCGGACAGCCCGUCUUCAGGGAUAUAAGACGUGGUGUUUCUUACCCAAAUUUAAAGAGUCAAGGUCUCCCAAAGCUAGAGAGCAAGUUGGAUAUAGUUUUAAAGCAGCUGCCAAGGACAGUUCAUCUUUAGAGAAGUCACUAAAGUUGCAAAAAAAUUGUAAUUUCCUGAAAAGCACUUUUGAUUUCUAAAUAACUUAAAGUGUAAUCAGCCUACCCCCCCAGAGCUCAUCUUCAGUUUCAGCAUUUCUGGUUUUAUGUUCUUGAUUAUAAACAACUUCCACUUGAGUCUCCUUUUCCAUUUAUUAUCAGUUUAGUUUUUCCACUGUCGUUUCUGUAUCCCUGGCUUUAUAUUAUUAAGAUACAAGUGAGCUCUUGCAUUUUAUAUUGCUAUAUUGUUUGUGUGUCUUAGAUACAUACAUGUAUACAUUAUUCCCAGUAGAAAUUCAGAUAUAUUUAAAUUGAUAAGGUCUUCAGAGUAUCUGUCCUCUCCUGUGAAAAGCAACAGGAUGUUAGGUAAAAAGACGGAAGGUUGAGCAAAAUAAUUUAUUAGCCUCUGCUCUUUCCUAAAAUCUCUGCUAAAUCACAGUGAUUGGGGAAAGAAAAGAGCAGAAUCCAAUAAGGAUAAGGAAUAUUGAAGAGAAGAUAACAUUUUUGACACUGGAACGCAGAGGGAGAAAUAGUAUCUGACCUGGCAGACCCUGGAAAGCCAAAUCCUAAACCAGCAGAGAAGACAUUAGAACAGCCCUGUUUGCAUUAAGAUUUUGGGAUAUAGCCUUUAAGACUUUUUUCUAUGCAUGUGGCCAAAGACAUAAUAUGCACACUUUUGUAAUGCGCCUUUCUUACUUUAACAAUACAUUGAUACUGUAUCUGUGUCAUUUUAAUGAAUGUAAAUAUUUUGUUCUAUGGAUGUACUGUACAUUUAAAAAAUUAACCAGUUCCCUAUUGUUUGGACAUUUAGGUUUUCAGGUUGUUCAUUGUUUUAAACAAUCCUUUAAGGAAAACCCUAAGCCUCAUAAUAAAAGAAGUUCCUAAAAGUGGAAUUAUUGGGUUAAAGGUUUUUUAAAGGUCAUUGAUAAAAAUUAUGAUACUGUCUUCUAGAGAGAUAUACCAAGUUAUAUACUACAAUUAACAUAUAAGAAGAUGUCCACCUUUAGCAUAUUUAUAUAUGUUUUUUUUAAAAAAUCUGAGAGCCCUGUGGUUUAAGAUUCACAUGUAUGCAGCCAUGUGAAUUUAUUAGAAACAAUGGUAGAAGACAGUCCUGCUUAAUUGAUUUAUUAGCUUUGGAUAUAACUCAAAUGCAAGUCAAAAGUAGUGCCCUAUUUGUGGUCUUUAAAUACCAUUGUCUUCAAAGAAACCACCCUUCCUUGAAUAACUGGCUAAUUCCAGGUCUAGAGAAAGAAAUGUGUAAGUAGAGCCUAAAAAAACAUGGUUGUACCAGAAAGCAAAAAAGCGAUUAUAGAGGUCUGCCAAAAAAGAUUGGAGUCACCUUAAAGUUUUCACUGGCAAAGUGGUUUUACUUUAUGAGUUAAUAAUGAUAGUUCACAAAGUCAUAUUCACCUUUGGACCAUACUCUUAAAGAAAUACUCCAGCUAAUAAUGUUAAAGAGGAGUGAUACAGUAUCACCAUUUUACCCCAUAAAGAUUAAUGGAUCUAGACAGUGAUCAUCAGUGACUGCUAACCUCGCGGAGAGAGUGGUCAAAUACUUGAUGCCUCCUGAUGGAAACAGACAUACCACUUACGGAGCAGUCCUGCCAGAAGUCGAACCUGAUCCUGAUCAAGCCUCUGCAUCAAACCACCUCUUUACUAGAAACACAGGAAACAAAAGAGCUCGUCAAACAAUACCACAAGGGAUUCAUUCAGCAAAAUGCAGGCUGGAAAACUACAGGACAAAUGACCCUGUUUCUUCAACUAAAUUGCAAGGAAAAAA